Molecule: messenger RNA, 369 nt
Organism: Paramecium pentaurelia
Lineage: Eukaryota; Ciliophora; Oligohymenophorea; Peniculida; Parameciidae
Source: the annotation of a GenBank genome assembly
AUGAAACUAAUUUAAAUUGCAAUUUUAUUGUCAUUUUUGUCAAUUUUAUUGAGCAAAAGAAUUCAUCUAAAUGAAGAAAUAUAAUAAUGUAUAAGAGAAAAAUGUCCUGAAUAAUUGAAAUUAUGUUAUGACGACAAUGCUUGUCAAUUAUAAUUAAAUAAAUGUAGACCUAAAGUUGAUAAACCUCCUAAAUAAGGUACUAAGAUUAAGCCAUUUUCAAAUGUACUUUGUAAGAUAAAAUGUUUAUCAAUUAAUUAGCCUGUUUAAAAAAAAAUGAGAAUUCCUAUAAUUUGAUUGAUUGUGCAUAUUCAAAUUGUGAAAAAACUCCAUAAUCAUAAUUAUAUCAAUAUUUAUUGGGUAAUAUAUGAU